CCUUCCUGAGUUCACAUGAAAACCAUCGAGAAUGACAUCACAGCCUGCCGGACACUCGUGAGGGGCAGACAGGGCUCUGUGUCCGGACACAGGCCGGGCCCCGGGAGAGGGCACACGGCUGUCCCGGCUCCAGCCCACUCCGCACAUCCCGAGUCCUGCCAGCGCCGCGCUGCGGGGCGCGGGGCCCGUGGGCAGCGCCAAGGGAAGAGGCAGCAGCGAAGCCGCUUUGCUGCGAGCUGCGGAGCCAGCAGACCUUAUUGUCCCGCGGUUUUGCUGUCCUUCCCCCGUUCUCCCCCGUGUGAGGGAGGGGCAGAGCCGCGGUCGCGGGCAGCGGUCCCCGCCGGGCCCCGCACGCCGCCGGCUGAGGCCGAGCGGGCGGAAGCGCCUCGCCUUCCGCUUCCCCUCUGCCCGGGAAGAGGCGGGCACAGCUGCGGCCAUGCAGGUCUCCAGCCUCAACGAGGUGAAGAUCUACAGCCUGAGCGCCGGCAGGAGCCUCCCGGAGAUAUCCGUAGAAGAAUUGAACUUAUUCAAGACUUUGAAAUGCCCACAGUUAGCACAAAGAUUAAGGUAUCAAGAGAUGGACAGUAUAUUAUGGCAGUUGGAACUUACAAGCCCAGGGUCCGCUGUUUUGAUACCUAUCAGUUAUCCCAGAAAUUUGAAAGAUGCUUAGAUUCUGAAGUGGUUACGUUUGAGAUAUUAUCAGAUGAUUACUCAAAGAUUGUCUUCUUGCAGUGUGGCAGAUUUGUGGAGUUUCAUUCACAACAUGGCCAUUACUACAAGACAAGAAUACCAAAAUUUGGUAGAGAUUUCUCUUACCACUACCCAUCGUGUGAUCUGUAUUUCGUAGGAGCAAGUUCUGAAGUUUACAGGCUAAAUCUGGAACAAGGAAGAUUUCUGAACUCCCUGCAAACUGAAGCUUCGGAGAGUAAUGUCUGUGACAUAAAUCCUGUACACUUCUUGUUUGCUAUGGGGACGGCUGAGGGUAAAGUGGAAUGCUGGGAUCCUAGAACUAGAAAUCGAGUUGGGCUGUUGGACUGUGCUUUAAGCAGUGUGACAGCAGACACAGAGAUAGAAGGUUUGCCAUCCAUUUCAGCACUGAAAUUUGAUGGGGCUUUGAAUAUGGCUGUUGGAACAUCUACUGGGCAGGUCCUAUUGUAUGAUCUCCGGUCUAGUAAUCCAUUAAUAGUCAAAGAUCACCACUAUGGCCUGCCUAUUAAAUCAAUUCAGUUUCAGCAUCAGUUGGAUUUAAUUAUCUCUGCGGAUUCUCGAAUCAUAAAAAUGUGGAACAAAGAUACAGGGAAGAUAUUUACUUCAAUGGAGCCAGAACAUGAUAUAAAUGAUGUCUGCCUUUAUCCAAAUUCGGGAAUGCUAAUGACUGCCAAUGAAGCCCCUAAAAUGAAUAUCUAUUAUAUACCAGUUUUAGGACCUGCCCCAAAAUGGUGUUCCUUCUUGGACAACUUGACUGAAGAACUGGAAGAGAAUCCAGAAAGCACUGUUUAUGAUGAUUACAAAUUUGUUACCAGAAAAGACCUUGAAAAUUUAGGCCUUGCUCAUCUCAUUGGAUCAUCAUUGCUCAGAGCAUAUAUGCAUGGCUUCUUCAUGGAUAUAAGACUUUAUCAUAAGGCAAAAAUGAUGGCCAACCCCUUUGCCUAUGAAGAAUAUAGAAGAGAGAAAAUAAGGCAGAAGAUAGAAGAAACACGUGCACAGAGAGUUCAGCUGAAGAAACUCCCAAAAGUUAAUAAAGAACUUGCACUCAAACUGAUUGAAGAAGAAGGAGAAGAGCAACAGUUCAGUAAAAAAAGGAAACAAAAGAAUCUGCCCAGCCUUCUCAAAGAUGAUCGUUUUAAGGUCAUGUUUGAGAAUCCAGAUUUCCAGGUGGAUGAGCAGAGUGAAGAAUUUAGGCUACUUAAUCCACUUGUUUCUAAAAUAAGUGAGAAAAGAAAGAGGAAGCUAAAGAUCUUAGAAGAACUGGAAGCACAAGGACAGCAGGAAGAGGAGGAAGAACCAGAAGGAAAAGCAAGUGAUGCAGAAAGUUCUGAGAGUUCAGAUGAUGAAAAAGGCUGGGUUGAAGAGGUCAGGAAACAGCGCAAGCUUUUACGCCAAGAGGAAAAACUAAAGCGGCAGGAAAGGCUCAAGGAGGAUCAGCAAACAUUACUAAAACCUCAGUUUUUUGAGAUUAAAGAAGGAGAGGAAUUCAGAAGCUUCAAAGACUCUGCCAAAAAACAGAAAUUAAUGAAGAAAACUCUUGAAGAUCGUUUAAAGCUUGAAGAAAAACUUGGCACACUCAAUGUGUCUGAUACCACAGUAGGAAGCAAACAGGCAACAUUCAAAUUAAAGAAGUCAGAGCAGCAAAGGAAACAGCAGGAAGCUGAGAAACUACAUCGUCAAGAGAGGAAAACUCUUCGGCGUUCUGCCAGUCAUCUCAAGAGCAGACGUGGAAGAGGACGACUAUUUCAUUGAUUUAUAUUAUUUUUUUCAAGAAAAUUUUUACCUCAUUUUUCAUUUGAAAAAGGGGCUGUUUCAAACUGGGACACAGUACCAAUGGAUUUGGAUUUUGAUUCAUUGUUGAACACGAAACCAGAACUUCUUAAACUUUGUGUUAAUUACUGAAAAGUUUAUGGAAGUACUGACCAAAGGACACUGAAUAUGGUCCAUUGUGAACUGUAUUUGUUCAGAAAUGACCAGCAACUGGUUAUUGUGUAACCCUGGAUGUUUUCUAUAUAAGAAUUCCUGUAUACAAUGAGGCUGCUUGUCUUUUAUUUAACUUAAGAGCUGUUAGUUUCAGUUUCUGAAAUCUUUGUGACUGCUUAGAUAAAAGAUCAAGAGUAAGUUAUUUUGUCUAAAAAGCUUAUCUUUACAAGGGCACAACAAAUUUUUCUGGUUCCUGAAGGAUGACACACAGUUGUAUUUUUCAAAAACUGACUUUGGCUUUAUAUUCUUGGGUUGCCUUUAGUAGCAAAUGGUUGUCAGGAGGACAACCUGAUUUGUGUUCCUUUGAGUCUUUCUGUAAGGAUUCCACACCAGUGUACAAAGUGUACAGAAGGGUCCUAUUAAUUUAGAUUUAGUGAAUAUAAAACCUGAUCCUGAUGUUUCUGUUUUGGAAAGCCAGCCAUGAUUCAACAUAGAUCAAAUGGCAUAUGUUCAUGUAACAAGCACUUCUAGGCCAUGCCAGUAGUAUCCUAUGCUUAAAAAAAAAGUGUUUAGUUAAAUAAGUUAAAAAAAUCCUUGAACCUAAGUAGGUCACUGUUUAGCAAAUAAAUUAAAUUUUUACCUUUGAUCCUAAGGGAACCUUUUUAUUGCUUUUUAAAACCCUUUAUAAAUUGCCUUUUUGUAGAUAAAAAAAACUGAACUUUGGAUCCAACAAGAAUUAGUGAAUCUCCCUAUCACUGUAAAUGUUUUUAAGAGGCCCGUAGGUUCUUAAGUGUUUUGCUUUAUAAACCAGGGAGGUAUUAAUAUGGUCAGGUCUCUUGGAGAGUAUUUAUAGAAUCUUUGCAAUUACCUCAGUAAAAGCCUUGGUUUCUCAUAGCCUCAUAUUUUUUUAUUUUUGGUAGAUGAUAGAAAAAUUAGCCACAUGGAUAAUUUUUUUUUUCUUCCUGACUUAAUUUUACUGCUUUAAUUCCUUCUCAUUUUAACGGAUGAUUAAUGUUUUCAUGGGGAUUUUAAACUGUAUUGAUGCCUUUAGUUUAAAAAGGCCCUUUCACCUGCUAUUAUCUUUAAAAAUUUACAUUGUAGUCAUCACCUCUGCCCUUGCAUUCAACUAAAGGAUGAGUCUCUCAAUACCUAGUUUUUUACCUCUAGCUGUCAAAUUUCUGCAUUGUCCAUAAGCUUCUCAUGCUUUUUAUUUAGCACAGAACUAUUCAGUAUUCCAAUGUCAGUCUCACCAUGCUGUAAGUACCAUUAUUACUUCUCCUUAAGCACUGAGAAAAUGUGAAUGCAGUUGUGGUUGCUUUGGGGUUUGUCCCUCUUUUUGGAGUCUUGACUUUUGAUAUUCAAGACUUUGAAAUCCAAAUGCAGUGGCAAGUUAAAAUUUGUACUAAUGCAACAUCUUCCCCCCAGAGCAUUAUGUUAUCUCUGAAGGUAUCUGUGUGCAAUUCUGAUGUGCGUACAUCAUAGUUGGGGCUAUAGCAAUGUGGAAAGGUUAACAGUGGAAACUGACCUCCAUCGUGGUUGGUACAGGGAGAGUUGGGGACUGAUGGACAGAACUGGCAUUGUAAGAGCAGGAAUUUGGCAGAGUUUGCUCCUUCUUGUGGUGGGCCUAAAUCCCAUUAUAUUUGAUCUAGAGCUGCAUUUAUGGUUGAAGGCAUCUGUAUUUCAGCAACGAUUCUGUGGGCUGUCAAGAGCAGUAAAAAACCAAAUGUGGUUUGUAGCAACGUGCUACGUUGAGGUCCCCAAGGCUGCCUGCACACUCGGGUCUGGGGCAAGAGACUACUGGAAAGCUACCGGGAAAACGAUAUCGGGACAGGUUCUUGUUUGGGUGUCCAAAAGCUUUUAUUGCCUCAAAUGGGGUCCAAGGACAAGAACAAAAACAGGCUGAGGGUCCAGGCUUAUAUACAGGGUAAGAGGGGGCGGUUCAGAGGGCUAGGAUCCAAUGGGAGUAGGGCAAAGUGGUGCAUAGGAGGGGUUAGGGACAGGGACAACCAUUGGGAAUUGGCAAGGCAGGGCAAUGCACCAAAGCAGGGCCAAUAGGGGUUCAAGGAAGGGGGAACAUUUUAGGGGGUAUACAUAAAUGAGAAGUGGGGGCUGAACAGGGGUGGUCAGGGCCAACAGACCAGUGAGAUAGUGGAACUAGGAACUAAUUAACAUGAGAAUGCAAAGGCCUGUGGGGAGAAGGCUUCUCUCACCCUAGCCUUGGUAGGUUUUACUUAUUGCAACCCUUCCAAGGAUGAGGGAUGGGGAAUUUGGUAAUUGGCCCUUGGUCCCCACAGUGGUUGAUCCGUAGGGUGGUAAUGCAUUGAGUUUGAAAUGGUUAACUUCCAGCUUAAAAUGAGUGUAUUUCCUGUGAUUUGAGAUUCUUCUGACUGACUGACUGAGUGUUUUGCUUUUCAUGCACUUGCAUUCACAAUGUAAGUAUUGUGAUAGUAUUGAUCAUGUAGUUAGGCUGAAGCCUAUAUGAUUAAAGGAAUAUGCUUUGUACUGUUAAAAGGUGCAUGCCAACUGCCCUUAGUAUGCCAUUUAUGUCAUCUCAAAGAAAGUUGGGAUACACUUUAAAUACCUCCUUGGACCUGCUGGCAGUGCUCUUCCUAAUGCACCCCAGGACAACACUGGCCUUGUUGGCCACAAGGUCACUGCCAGCUCAUGGACAGCUUGUUGUCCACCAGGACCCCCAGGUCCUUCUCUGCAGAGCUGCUUCCCAGCAGGCCAGCCCCAGCCUGUGCUGGUACCCAGGGUUAUUCCUCCCCAGGUGCAAGACACUGCAUUUGCCUUUGUUAAAUUUGAAACUGUUCCUCUCUGCCCCUCUCUCGAACCCACUGAGGUCCUUCUGAAGGGCUGCACAGCCCUUUGGGGUAUUGGCCUCUCCUCACAGCUUAGUUUUCAUCAGGGAACUUGCUGAGCAGGUUUCUGCCCCUUCAUCCGAGUCAUUGAUAAGUUAAACAAUACUGAACCUUGUUCAAUAUUCCCUUGUCCUUGGGGGACACAAGUCGUGACAGCCACCACUGUCCUGUGCCUGUAGAGCCUGUGCCACUGAUUACUCUCUGGGAUCUGCCAUUCAGCCAGUUCUCAAUCCACAUCACUAUCCACAUAAGGACCUGGCAUGAAGCUUGUUGAGAAAACUGAUUAAACUGAUUAAACAGAUUAACAGUAGGUUAAAGUUGUUCUUGAACAGCUGUCUGGGGAAGAUUGGAAGUUUCAGUAGAAGCUGGCAUAUUAAUGCAACAUCAUUGCAAAUAAAUUAACUUCAUCAUGCAACCUAAACAGGCAAGUGUUAGUCUGCGUUUCAUAAUGUUUUUCAGUCAGUGGUCACUUCAUUUUCCAUACUGGAGGAAUCAGUAUUUAUCCAGAAUUGCAGUUCCUAGAAGUUGAGCCUCUGCUGGCAUCCUUUGUGACAUUUAAGAUUCAUACUCUUAUGGUAAGUGUGAUCAGAUGCUGUAGCCUUCAUGGAAACCUCGAUUGUUUCUUACAUGUUAGAACUUAGUGGUGAGAAUCAGUUUUUAAAACUCACUAUAAAUAAAUGUAGAGAUAGUGGCUAAAUGUGAGUGAAAUGCCGAGGAGAUAAAGGAAUCAUCUAGGUCUGAUGUGUCAUCUCUACUUCAGUAUUUUUUUACUCCACAGGUAAUAUGAUUUAUAUCAGUUAAGCUAUUAGUCAUUCAGCAAACAUUGAACCAAAACUAAUUAUCUAAUGUUCUUUCUAAAAUUCUGUUACCAAGCCAAGAAUCAUUCUGUGUUCUUGUGGCUGGUAUAAUUGUCUGAAAUUAAGCACAUCUACCAAUUUAAACAAAACAGUGAAAAGAUUUACCACACACUGCUGGUUUUUAAUAUCUGAACAAAAGAAAUGUGAUUUUUAAAUAUUACCCUGAAUACAUAGCAAGUGCAUGUAAAAUGUAUUAUGCACAUGGGGUUUAUAUAUGGAGCUUAAAGCAGGUUUGAGAUGUCCAGCUUCAGGAGUUGUGAGAGAGGAUGUAACAGUUUUCAGAUUACUCCAUCUUGUUUUGCAGCAGCCUUUUAUAUUUGUAUUCAUGUUUCCAGGUUUGAAAAUGGUGAAUAUAAUCUAAUUUCAGGAAGAAAGGACCAUAUUUCAGAUGCAGGAGUACAGUGAAGCAGUGCAUCUCCUUGCCUGGGGAGGUUGUGCAAUGUCCACGAAAAGACUUGUGAUGUUGGAUUAAACAUCUGCAGGUAUAGAUGUCUGUGUACCUUCAGGUGUAGUGGUGCCUUCCCUGAGGAAGAGGAAUGGUUUAAUGAACUUUAGAGGACCUCUCCAGCCUGAUUACUCUAUGAAUGUUGCAGGGCAUAAGGAGGAAACAUGUAUCGUUAAUUGACUGGAGUAAUUUUCCCCCUUUGUCUCAUCCUUCCACUGAAUCACUCAGUUCUAUCUUUUUAUCUUUCUUAAAGAUUAAGUACUUCUUUUGGCAUGUCUCCAUAGCUAAUAUAUUUUGUCUGAUCUUGAGAAGCAUGGGGAUUUUAAACUGAAUGGAAGCACAUAAAUCUAUUAAUAAAUUUUACCUCUUGAUCAUUA
Parus major (Great Tit) is the source of this 7171-nucleotide messenger RNA. It is a transcript of the gene NOL10, whose product is annotated as nucleolar protein 10. Bases 16 to 2460 code for a protein of 814 amino acids. The transcript is spliced from 20 exons. The record is from RefSeq and is a predicted model, not a curated record. Gene Ontology annotation, cellular component: nucleus; small-subunit processome; nucleolus. NCBI's taxonomy places the organism in Eukaryota, Metazoa, Chordata, Aves, Passeriformes, Paridae. Gene Ontology annotation, molecular function: protein binding. Gene Ontology annotation, biological process: maturation of SSU-rRNA from tricistronic rRNA transcript (SSU-rRNA, 5.8S rRNA, LSU-rRNA).